CUCACUUUUAAACUAGCUAGCAGGAGGAGAACCAAAAGCUCAAUGAGGACCCUACGGUAUGCUGCUGCUUGUAUCUUGCCUUCCCUUCUAUUAGAAUGGAUAACACGUAUUUGUUUUGCUUGCUUUGUGUGGAUGUUGCCUUGUGGAUACCAGAUCAGAGUCUGAGUUGAGUCCUACAGUGUACCGUUUGGCCAAACAGCGCUUCCGCUGGUGGUCAUGGUGCAAGCGAUUGCUUGAUUUCAUUCGUUGACUUUCGGCUCAAUCGCGUGCAACCUUGUCAGUUAAGUUUGGCACGAAGCCUUGGGAAAAGGUCAUUUGCGACGCAUUGAUGACUUAUUGAGCUUGUCAUCACUGGAUUUGGAUGAGGUCAUAAGGCAUAGAGCUCUGUCAAUACUGCACUGUUUAACUCUUUGGGGCAGAAACCAGACAUGAUAGGAUUGCCUUGGUCGGAAGGUACGAUACCUACGAACAGUUCUGUUCGGUGGAUGGUAAUAAAAAUAUGCACCUGGAAGGUCCUUGGAUCUUAUUCUCCAACUUGGGAGUUUUGGAUCUGGAAGGCCAACGUGAACGUUUAAAUUACCCCAUCCUCAAUUCUACUGGUGGCCAAAAAUGGCGGUGUCGGGAGUACUACCAGGAAGUAGCUUGGAUCUUCACUUGAAGGCUCGAAUGAAUCGAAUCUUCACCUCAAAACCUGAAAUCCACAUCAAAUGAUGAUAGAUCAACAGUGGAGACUCGACUCGACUCGACUCUGACAGACGAAUGCACACUCCACAGUACUCUCUAGAGAGUAUUGGUAUAGCACAUCACUUCAACGAGGGGUUGAUACAAAAUCUGCCCCAUGCUAUCUCCUUCCUUGCUUCUCCUGCGACGCCAUGGCGCCGUCAAGUCUGCCUGCCGUUGCUUCUCCAGCCAAAGAGACGACACUGGAUUGUGGAUGAAGGAUUUUGAAGGAAAGGAGCCAUACUCUAUGGCUGUCAUGGGGCCCAAUCUGAAAUGGCAAGUUGUGGAAAAGGGCAGGAACACUCAAAUGGACGAAAAGCCUGCCACUUUUGGAGCACGGAUCUGCUCUCGCAAAGACUUGGGUACGAACGUGCAAAUCACCCCAGAGAUACUGCGUCUUGCAGAUCGUAAAACUACACGAAACCUAUUUUUUGAGAUUGUGCGAGACGAGGUGGUCCGAAGCUUGGGAGUUCCCUUAGGAUUCAAAGACAAAGUUACCAUAUUCAAUUCACUGAGCACCAUUGGCACAUUCGAGCCUUACGAUGAAGAUUUUCCGACCCGAUUGCGGUGGAACUCUCACGGUCUUGACUCUGGAAGCAGAAAGAUCCUCGAAUACUUGGGUGCACGAUGCCGCGUCCGCAGCGAUGAUAUUUACGAUCCGGAUUUCUUCACUGCUCUUGAUCUCACUCUGCCGAACUUGCCAUUCUUUCGGGGCAUCAAGGAACAGGAUAGAGGUUGGAUCUAUGAGGCCGCCACAAACGCCCACAACAAAGGGUUUCGCUUGGAGUGGGCUGCAAUUCACAUUAUAGGUUACGGGCCUGAUGGUACAUGUAAUCAAUGCGAGUUUUCGAAACUUGUAUCCCCCCAAUUGCAUUUGCCCUGCUUUGAAGGUGAAGAUAGGUUCAGAAAGGCAUUGAUGGAAGCAUUCGAAGAUCCCGGGUCGGCACGAGAAGAUGAGUAGAUCAGAAUGAACGUCGUACGGUACGAACUGGUACAUUACAUGUAAAACUAAACCUACUCCAGUACUAGCUAGUGUAGAACAUCAA
Messenger RNA from Seminavis robusta, 1766 nucleotides. Lineage: Eukaryota; Bacillariophyta; Bacillariophyceae; Naviculales; Naviculaceae. The record is from the annotation of a GenBank genome assembly.